CUAAAGUGGGAGGUGCCAUAUAUAUUCCAUGAUAUCUCCCCAACUUCGAACCUAUUCGCGUAUACUCUGAAACCAAAAGUUUUCACGCAAAAUGGCUGACUACUACAAUACUGGUCUCGGCAUUUUCAAGAGGCUGAUCAAGGCAUCUGCCAAGGUAGUAUCUUUGGCUGUUUUCGCUGUGCAGCUUCGCGCUCGGGACCUGAUCUGGACCUUAAUAAACCUUGUUGCCCGUAAUCGUCCGGCUGGAGGAGUUAUACCACCAGGGUACCCAGGCCAUGGGGGUGACUGGCCAAAGUACAUCGCCCCAAACCUCGAAAGUGAUACGCGGUCACCCUGUCCUGGGCUAAAUAAUCUCGCCAAUCACGGCAUUCUUCCACGAAAUGGAAAACAUCUUACAUACCGACAGAUGGCCCACACAAUUCAACAUGCAUAUAACCUCUCACCUACACUGGCCGAACGGCUCACUGCCGCAGCCAAGCAAAUUGACCAGGGCCGAGGUUGGAUCGACUUGCAUGAUCUCAAUGCCUUGAACGUUAUUCAACACGACGCUUCCUUUACCCGGCAUGAUAUCGCCUUCUGCCCUGACCAAAGCUCACCCGAUCGCGAUCUCGUGGAAAGGCUCCUUGCCCAUGCCUCAAACGGGCACUCGCUCUCACUCGCAGACAUAGCAUACUACUCUGGGUUGCGCCGUGCUGAGAGCAAGCACAGCAACGGCGAAUACUCACUGGCACACAGCUUUCGACAUAAGUAUUUCGGCUCUGGAAAUGGCGCCCUAAUCUCCGCUGUAUUUGGCGGCGAUGUCAAAGACUUGAGGGUGUGGCUUGGGGAGGAGCGGUUUCCAGCUGGGUGGGAGCCGAAAAAUAGAGAGGCACUUGGAUACACGAUUGUGCAAUCACAAGCAUCGACUCUUCUGAUUGAGUUCAGCAUUGACGAGGAGCAGCAGCUCCGCCGUGGGGAUGAGUUGAGCUCUCCGGCAAAAUUGCAUGAGUAGAUGUCGUCCUCUGUGAUUGUAUUGGUGUUUUUUGGAUGGUAGCUUUACCGAUUGGCACAGUUAGGCGUUCUUUGCUUGACGGAUAGGCCGGAAAAGCUAGGUUCGAUAGCAAAUUUAAUACUGCUUUGGCGUAGUAUCCAGG
Molecule: messenger RNA, 1133 nt
Organism: Aspergillus calidoustus
Lineage: Eukaryota; Fungi; Ascomycota; Eurotiomycetes; Eurotiales; Aspergillaceae
Source: the annotation of a GenBank genome assembly